Neodiprion fabricii is the source of this 3063-nucleotide messenger RNA. RefSeq names its product esterase E4-like. The record is from RefSeq and is a predicted model, not a curated record. The transcript has 7 exons. The coding region runs from base 881 to 2626 and encodes 581 amino acids. NCBI's taxonomy places the organism in Eukaryota, Metazoa, Arthropoda, Insecta, Hymenoptera, Diprionidae.
AGUCCUGUUAAAUCAAAAAACUCUGUAGUAAUUAUGAGUCUUUCUGACUCAAAUAUGUAAGACUGGUAUUUGGGGUUGAUCUAGAAUAUUUCCACCAAGUUUCAAAGUUCUCAGUCGUUUCCACACCUAGCCACUGAAUCAGUUUGUAAGUUUAUAAUCAAUUAACAGCCAUCUAUCGUAUAGCCAUAUUGUUAUCCAUACUGAUCCGUGCUUUACCAAGUACAUCGUUUUAUUCAAUUUCCUUAUCAUUACUAUUCCGUUUCAAUGGCUUUUCUACGUGUCAGAUUCAAUUAUUCCCGUAUGUGCUGUGCUGCGCCAUCGGCAUUUUGCUUUCACGAUGUUCAAUGUAAGGUAAUUUUGGUAUCUAUACUGGCGGUUUGCCAAAACAUACCUAAUAUGUCACGAACUAUGGUCACAUGAAGUGGGAGAUCGAAGACAGAAAUUAAUUUUUUUAAGCACCCUAUUGUCCAUCCCCUAUUUUGCUUCUAGCUAAUACCAGUUAGUAGAAACCUGUUCAUUUCUCGAAUAUGCUAUGUUCGAUUGAUAAAAUAAUUGACAAGGUUUUCUACUCGAUUUUCUAUGUCAGUUAAUGGUUUGAAAGUUUAAAAUGCUAUGAAUUCUAAUCAUUGUUGAAUCUGAGGAAGCACGCGUUUUAUCCAUAUUACACAAAUAAAUUCUUUAUCAUGCUUACGCAGCCUUGAUUAUCAGCAAGACGCCUCCCGAAUCACACAACUCGCAAUAAUGUAAGUAUGAAAGAUCACCGAGGAUCGGAGUUCACAUGCUUGUAUAAGAAUUACGUAACACGUUGUACUACGGUUAAAUAAAGACAGCCAAAUCGCUUGGGAAUCAUUUAUCGACAAAUCGCGAAACUGGAAACACGAUGAUGGUUAUACAAUCGUAUUGUGGCGUAAGAUUCUACGUCUUGAUACUAUUUCUACUAAGCAGUUAUGUUAGUAUUUGCGGCAGUGCCCCGGCUGGAAAUGCGGAUAUAUUUGAAAAUUCGACUCGCCCAGAAAUCCACGUACUUCAAGGAAAUAUCCAAGGUGUAAAUCUGGUCACGCGCCGCAACAGGAUAUUCUUCGGUUUUAAAGGAAUCCCAUUCGCCCAACCGCCGAUUGGAAAUCUCAGAUUCAAGGGACCCGUACCAGCAGGAGCGUGGAAUGGUACUUUAGAUGGUAGCAUCGAUUCCCCCCCAUGUCCUCAGCUGGAGGGUACAGUGUUCAUCGGAAAUGAGGACUGUCUAUAUCUCAACGUGUAUACACCACGGCUUCCUACCGGUGACAACUUUACCUUACUACCAGUAAUGCUCUUUGCCUAUGGCGGUGGACACAAAACAGGAACGAAUAAUCCCAAACGAUGGGGACCUCAAUUCAUCCUUGAUAAAGAUGUCGUUCUGUUAGUUCCUAAUUAUCGUAUGGGUCCUUUAGGAUAUCUCAGUACGGGAGAUGAAGUAUCACCUGGUAAUUACGGUCUCAAGGACCUAGUUCGAGCUUUGGAAUGGACUCGAGACAACGUUCGUUAUUUUGGCGGUGAUCCCAAUCAAGUCACUGUUCACGGAGGAAGUUCAGGGGCCGCGUGCGUUCAUCUCUUGACGAUGUCGAAUUCAACGAAUGGACUUUUUCAUCGAUAUAUCCUGCAAAGUGGAAACGCGCUCGGGUUGUUAUUUCCACAUACGAAAACGCAGAGCGCAAAAUAUGCUGCUAAGCUUGGAGAACAUCUUGGUUGCCCGACUAAUACCUCUAUUGCCCUUGUUAACUGUCUGAGAACUUUUAACGCGUCCCAACUUGUCGAUACGACGUCUGUGUUCACCGAGUGGUUCGUAUUUCCGUAUGUUAUAUGGGGUCCAAGUAUCGAACCGGAAACAGAAGAAGCAUUCAUAACGGAUACUCCGAGGAACUUGUAUGCUCGCGGAAUGGUCCGUGAUCUGCCGUCGAUAAACCUGGUUGUUCGCGAUGAAGGAAUUGUCUUUAGUGCCUUAUUUCUCAACCGACAAGACUUGAUCAAUGAGUUUUUGGACAAGUUGCAUAUUGUUCUACCUUACGUCUUACAAUAUGAGAAUGAUAUUGACAAUAUGACUGUUUUCGCUGAUGCCGUUAAGUCAUACUACUUUAACAAUUUGACCGUCGAUCAAAACAUAAUAUUCAAUAAUUUUUCGCUAUUCCUGAGUGAUCUUACCGUCACAUAUUUUUCGCACAAAACUAUCCAGGAAAAAGCUCUUCAUACUAAAAGCCCCCAGUAUUUUUGCUCAUUCAACUACCGGGGUACAGUCAGUUACAGCUAUUUCUUCAGUGGAGGGGAUACUUCGAACAUGGGUGUAGCACACGGUGAUGAGCUUCUCUAUCUUCUUCCGGGACCGAAGUCUCAGUUUGGACCUCCAGGCUACGAAUUUAGCGAGGCCGAUUGGAAAAUGGUGGACACGAUGGUCCAGCUGUGGACAUCCUUUGCAGCUACCGGAACACCGACAACUUUGGAUGGCAGUACAACUUGGAUGCCAUAUUCACGUUCCCUCGAUAAUUACCUCCAAAUAGGAGAUGGUUCUGAGACAACUCUUCAAAUGAAGCAUGGUUAUUCUGUUGACCGAUUUCGAUUUUUGGACGAACUUUUAGCCGCUGUAAAUUUGCACUAGCUACGGGACUUCGUAUUUCACGAUUACAAUUCGCUUUUGAAGGGAUUUGAUGCUGUAAAGAUACAAGUAUUGCAAAUACACAUGUAUGAAUAAAGCAUUUCAAGUGUAAGAUAUUCGUGUAUCACGGACAUAUGAGAAAACAUGUAAGUGUCAAUUGGAACAAUAAUAAUAGCCCCAAAAAAUCCAACUUACUUCAAGAACCUACGUUCACGAAAUUCGGAAUUUAAUAGAACCAGCAGGGACGUAUUUCAGAGAAAUGAAUUAAACGACCAAGAACCAAGUUCUGGUGUAUUUGACAAACAUAGAAUUAUUUUAUUUCAUAGUCAGUCAUACUUAGCGUGACAAAAAAUUAUGUGUUUUUAAGGGCUAGAAACCAUAUGAAAUACGAAAUCGUACUGGUCGCGAAGUAUUAAAUACACGCAAAUAAGUAACUCGAA